This is a messenger RNA of Plasmodium knowlesi strain H, 1452 nucleotides long. Its product is annotated as eukaryotic translation initiation factor 3 subunit H, putative. The coding region runs from base 1 to 1452 and encodes 483 amino acids. The record is from RefSeq and is a predicted model, not a curated record. The transcript has a single exon. Lineage: Eukaryota; Apicomplexa; Aconoidasida; Haemosporida; Plasmodiidae.
AUGAAGUACGUACCCCCCCACAUGAGGGCCCAAACGGAGGCCAAGGAGAAGAAGGAAGCAGAAGCGGAGAAGCUGGAACAGUUAAAGGAGAAAAUCGAAAACGCACAGGAAGAAAAAGACAUUGACAGUGAUAGCUCGACAGAAGGAGAUGACUUUGAAAUUGUGCUAAACAGUGUGGUCAUCAGUCAGAUAGCCAAAAACAAAGAUCUGAGAGGAGAGUUGCUAGGAUAUUACAUAAAAAAUGGUGAAGAAAAAAAAAAAAAAAAAAAAAAAAAAAAGGGUAAAACUGGAAAUAACGAAGAAGGAGAAGAUGGAACGGGUAAUAAAAGGAAAAAUGACGACGAAGACAAUGACGAUGAUGAGGACGAUUACGAUGAUGAUGAUGAUGAGGAGGAUGACGACGAUGGUAAAAAAAGAAAAGAUACAGCAAAGGACAGGAAAAAAAAUAAAAAAAACGAUCCCAAAAAAUUAAACGUUGUAGAAGUUAAUCAAUCAUUUUGUGUGUGCAACAUUGAAGAUAUAUGCAUAGACAAAAUCUCCAAAAUCACAAACAAGUAUCAGCUUGCAAAACAAAGACAAACCGAAUUGCUAAAUAAUUUAGCCCUAUAUUUUAAUAAAAAUAAAUAUGAAGAAGAGGGAGAAAAAUAUAUAAGUGAUGUAAACACAUAUUAUGAUGAUUAUGUUAAUAUUAUGGCAGAAUUAAAUUUCGAUACAACGCCCUUUGGAUUUUACAUCAACAUUUGCGAUAUCAAAAAGAAAGAUGUGUUGGCCACACUCUUGUUGUGUUCCCUAAUUAACAAAAACUCCUUUGUCCUUUGCUUUAGUGAAAAAUAUGGAAAAUUAAUCUUCUCUGCAUAUAAAAUAGAUGUCGAUGUGGUUUUUGAAAUAAGGAAUCAAAUAAAAAAUGGCACAUUUAAUCAGUUUAAUGAUAUUUUGAAUGUUGAGUUGAAGAAGAAGGAACUGAACAGUAAAACCAUUUUGCAGAAAAUACCCAUUCGCAUAAAAAAUUCGAUUUUAAAUUCCCUUUUUUUAAAGGUACUUAAAAAUAAAAACAAGAAUUUUGUUUCCUCUAUGGAUUACUUAAAUACACAGGAAGUGGAUUCUCUGGAGAGCUACAUCCACGAUACGUGCAAAUCUCUUGAGUUGCUAAAAACGGAACAAGACAAAAUGAUAAAAUAUAAGAAGGACGUCUUCAAGCAACUGCAGACACAAAAAAUUUACCAAGAAAAGAAAAAACUUGAAAAAGAGAAAAAUAAAAUUGAGCAUGAAAAUCAAGAAACAAACGAAGAAGAUAUUAACAUGCAGAAUAUUUUUAAAAAUAUCCCACAGCCCUCCUUACUUUUCCCCUACGUCUUAACCAUGAGCAAUAAUUUGCUAAAUGAUAACAUCAACAAUUUGUGCAGCCAUGCCAUUGCCAAGUCGUACUUAUACUACAAGAAUGCCAAACCGUAA